CUAUCCCUCUGCUGAAUCAUAACACAUCGAGGAGAGAUAGUGAAUAUUAUUUUUGUUUAGAUUAUUCAAUCUGGGUUCCAACAACACGACCAACACGACUGAUGUCUAUGUCAGACUUUUUGUGCAGUGCAGUAUAGAAAUCUUUGAUAAUUGGCUUUUUAUGUUUUUAUAUCAUAAUAGAUGGUGUUGGUAAACAAACUGAUGACUGUCAAAGUUUGAACGCGAAAAUCAAUGAAAAUAUUGUUUAAAUUAUUGAACUAAUCAAUCAUCGCUAACGUGUUCUCCAGUUCCACUGAAGGUCGAAGAUAUUAGAUCUUUUCCUUAUCUCCAUUAACAGAUUCAUUAUUAUGAUUAGGAUGAGAAUUUUUAAUUGAAAUAUGUUCAAGAGACUGAAGAUUCCUCUUAUUCUUCACCGUUAUUCCCUUAGAUAUCUCGAUGGGGAUUAAUCACAUAUUCACUUGGUAUCAACAAAAAAUUGGCACAUAUGAUAAACAAAAGUGGGAAACCAGAAUAGAGCAAAGGGAGCAGCUGAAAUAUGGUCUGAAUCACAUUAAAACUAGAAGUGCUAAGCCUAAUAAUGAUCUGAUUGAUCUUGAUUUGGUGAGGGGAUCUUCCUUUACCAAAACAAAACCAAAGCAUGGUUUCAUCAAAGUCACCCAGUUAGCUACAUUGAGAUUAAUGUUCCUUCCCUUAUACAGAAAAUGGUGGAUUGAACAAACCUCCAGAUACGUCUUUGGAAUUAGUCUUAUUUUAUAUUUUUUGCAAGUUAUCAAUAUUAUUGUUUGUUUAUUCAAAACUCCAAUUAAUGAUACCAGUCAUGAUGCUUUAUCUUAUAUGGAAAUACUAAUCCCACAGAUAAUGAUGUGGGUCCUAAGUCUCAUACAUUCUCAAAUAGUUGCCACAAGUCCCAAUACAGAAAUGAAGACAGCUCAGUUGAAACACGUACAUUAUAGAAGACGAAAGCAUAUUAGUGAUUUAAAAAAAAGAAGAGUUAAAAAUCAGGAAUCUUCUAGAGUGAAAUCUACUAGAAACGGUAAAGUGCUGCCUAUGGUGGAUAUUUCAGAAGUUGACAGCAAAAGUGGUGUAUCUGAUACGACUAAAACUAUUUCUGACGUUUAUGAGAAGAACUCGGCAGAUAACCACAUAAGGGAUGCAGUUCAUGGGUCUUGUAGUAGUGAUUCUGAUACAGAUGUGAAACCCAACUUGAAACCUAAGAGAAAAUCACUCAGUUCUUCUAGAACAAUUCGUAUCCCCACAAUCAGUAUCAGAGACACUAAUGUAGAUUCGGAUGAUGAAAUUCUGUCGUCUCCUGAGAUUAGACAAAGCGAAGGUCUGAUGGAUGACAUUUUCUCUACAGACUGGAUGGGAGUGACGACAAACAGCGAGGACUGCAGCUACAGUUCUGAUCUGGAAAACAUUUCAGAUAGUGAAGUUGAAAAUGAUAUGGAUUCCUCCAUGUUUGAUACGGAUUCGGCUCCAACUGACAUGCUGACUCCUUCUGCCAACAAAGUGAGUUGCAUAAUAUGGGAAAGAAACGAAAUCAAGAAAGCAGAUUUAUCGAUGCUCGACAUUAGUUCUGCUAUUAUUUGCAAAGUGGACUCGAUGCCAGAGAGUAUGGACUAUUUUUAUUUUGGGAUAGUCCUGUCUACAGCCAUAGCGCUCUUGCCUGUUAUUUGUAGACUAGUGAAUUCUUCCAGCGAGGCUAAUUUAUUGGAUGCACAUAGACUUGUAGAAGAUAUUUAUGCCAAUGUUACCACAUCUGUUAUGAAAGAUCAUGAUUCAGUGGUAGUUUUUUAUCACCACUUGCUGAAGGAGAUUCUACGAAGGUUUGGAAGCUGUUUUUUUUCUGCAUUCGAUGGAGAUUCACGGGAAUAUGUUGUGAUGACGAUAUCUUCUAUUCAACGUUGGAUUUUGGCUUCGACAAUUUUCUUCCUGUUGGCCGUAGCUGAGAAAACUUUUAAACAGAGGUUGCUCUAUGCCAAAUUAUUCUCGCAUUUGACUUCAUCUAGGCGGGCCAAAAAAUCGGAUAUCCCUCAUUUUCGAUUGAACAAAGUUCUGAACAUCAAGACGUGGCUGUCAGUGCGUUCCUAUCUGAAGAAGAGAGGCCCUCAGAGGUCAGUCGAUGUCAUCGUCUCUACAGCCUUCGUAGCUAAUCUUCUGCUGUUGACGUUUCUGUGUGUUGAAGUAUUGAAGGAUACUGUGUUUUUUUCACAAUACUAUUUGGAAGCCCUGAUAUGGUGUAUUGGAUUGGGCAUACUGCUUCUCAGAUUCAUGACUCUUGGAACGAAGAUUAACAAAAAAUAUAGAAACCUGUCUGUACUCAUAACGGAGCAGAUAAAUCUUCAUCUGCAAAUUGAACAGAUAUCACACAAGAAAGAUGAACUGAAUGUUUCUCAGAAGAAAGAAGAACUUAACGUUUCAAAUAACGUUUUGAAACUUGCCAUAGAUUUGCUGAAGGAGUUGGAGAAUCCCUUCAAGAUUUCAGGUCUUUCAGCCAAUCCAAUAUUGUACAAUUGUACAAAAUUGGUAAUCCUUUCAGCACUGUCGGGCGUCCUGUCGGAAAUGCUGGGAUUCAAGUUGAAAUUGCACAAAAUCAAACUCAAGUGAUCCUACUUAUUGAAAUUGUAAUUUUUGUGAUCUAGUAUUUGUUAGUUAAUUUUCUGAUAGUUUAUUUAUGUAUGUAAAUAAAAAGUUUAGACGAGCAA
This is a messenger RNA of Leptinotarsa decemlineata (Colorado potato beetle), 2705 nucleotides long. It is a transcript of the gene phtf, whose product is annotated as putative homeodomain transcription factor. Lineage: Eukaryota; Metazoa; Arthropoda; Insecta; Coleoptera; Chrysomelidae. Gene Ontology annotation, cellular component: endoplasmic reticulum. The record is from RefSeq and is a predicted model, not a curated record.